AUGGCGACAUGGUUUCUCAUCGUCUUCGUCUCUCUCACACUCAGUCUCUUUCUCCAUCUCUUACUCCGCCGUAACUCCUCCUCUCUUCCUCUACCUCCUGACCCCAACCUCUUCCCCUUCCUCGGUCCCUUCCGCUGGCUCACUCAAGGCUUCGGCGGUCUCCGCUCCUUCCUCCGCACCGCACACCACCGUCUCGGCCCUAUCGUCUCCAUCCGCAUCAGUUUCCUCCCCUCAAUCUUCGUCUCUGACCGCUUUCUCGCUCACAAGGCUCUCGUUCUAAACGGCGCCGUCUUCUCCGAUCGUCCCCCGGCGAUUCCAACCAGCAAGAUCAUCACCAGUAACCAACACACCAUCAGCUCGGGAUCUUACGGCGCCACGUGGCGCAUUCUCCGCCGCAAUCUCACAUCCGAGAUUCUUCACCCGUCGCGCGUGAGAUCUUACUCCCACGCUCGUCGCUGGGUUCUCGAUACCUUACUCGAUCGGUUCCGUAACGGAGGAGAAGAGCCGAUCGUCGUCGUCGUGGUCGAUCAUCUCCGCUACGCAAUGUUCUCGCUCCUCGUUCUAAUGUGUUUCGGAGAUAAGCUCGACGAAGAACAGAUCAAGCAGGUCGAAUUCGUUCAACGAAGAGAGCUUCUCAGUUUCCCCAGAUUCAGCAUCCUCAAUUUCUUCCCCAAUUUCACCAAAUUCUUUCUCCGGAAGAGAUGGGACGAGUUUCUCCAGAUGCGGAGAGAGCAAUCGGAGGUCUUGCUUCCGCUAAUUCGUUCCCGGAGAAAGAUCGUCGAAUCGGAGAGGAAAGGUUACGUGCAAUCGUACGUCGAUACUCUGAUCGAUCUCGAGCUUCCGGAGGAGAAGAGGAAACUGAACGAGAACGAGAUCGUGAGCUUAUGCUCGGAAUUUCUAAACGCCGGGACUGAUACAACGGCGACGGCGCUUGAAUGGAUCAUGGCGAAUCUGGUGAAAAAUCCAGAAAUCCAGGAGCGGUUAUACGAUGAGAUCAAAAGCGUGAUCGGGGAAGAAGAAGGGGAGAUCGAGGAAGAGGAGAUGAAGAAGAUGCCGUAUCUGAAAGCGGUGGUGUUGGAAGGUCUCCGGCGACAUCCUCCGGGACAUUUACUGUUACCGCACAGUGUAAGUGAAGACGCGGAAUUGGGAGGAUUCAAAGUGCCGAAGAAAGGGACGAUCAAUUUCAAUGUGGCGGAGAUUGGGAGAGAUCCGGAGGUGUGGGAGGAGCCGAUGGAGUUUAAGCAGGAGAGAUUUGUGGGAGAAGGAGGAGAAGCGGCGGUGGAUAUAACCGGAAGCAGAGGGAUAAAGAUGAUUCCGUUUGGAGCUGGGAGGAGGAUUUGCCCAGGGAUUGGAUUGGCGAUGUUGCAUUUGGAGUACUAUGUGGCGAAUAUGGUGAAGGAGUUUGAGUGGAAGGAGGUUGAAGGUGAUGAAGUUGAUUUGAGUGAGAAGAUGGAGUUCACUGUCGUCAUGAAGCAUCCGCUUAAGGCUCUUGCUGUGCCUAGAAGAAGAUAG
Molecule: messenger RNA, 1512 nt
Organism: Microthlaspi erraticum
Lineage: Eukaryota; Viridiplantae; Streptophyta; Magnoliopsida; Brassicales; Brassicaceae
Source: the annotation of a GenBank genome assembly